Molecule: messenger RNA, 3016 nt
Organism: Drosophila innubila
Lineage: Eukaryota; Metazoa; Arthropoda; Insecta; Diptera; Drosophilidae
Gene: Pgant7
Product: N-acetylgalactosaminyltransferase 7
Exons: 4
Coding region: 440-2215 (591 amino acids)
Cellular component (GO): Golgi apparatus
Source: RefSeq, a predicted model, not a curated record
AUGUGCUAGAAAACGUCAAACGCGUGGCAGUUUCACAUACGGUGUUUCAUUUUUUUGUUUACGUUUGCACCGCAAUUAUUUGUGCAUUGCAAUUGCAAACGUCGUGCGAAUUGCGUUGCGUUAUGUGUUAGUUAGCUUAAGAAGCAACAUUCACACAAAUCACAAACACAUUGACAGCGAUUCGUGGUGCAUUGACAUCAACUUCGCACAUCCAGAGCAACCGAAAAAUUCUUUAACUGCUGCUGGCUGACUAAUUGUUGUUACCUUUUGCUGCUGCUUUGACGCCGCUGUCGCCGCUUAACAAUCAAUUGCUGGUGGGCGACGCUAACGUCGCCGUUGACGUCGUCGUUGACGUAGACACGUCAACAUUUAUUGGAAAUUGGAAUCGACAUCGAAAUCAAAAUCAAAAUCGAAAACAAAACUCGAAUUAUUUUGAAAGAUGCGUGUGAGCAACAUACGCAGCGGUCGCAUUUGCCGCUUGGUUCUCUGCCUCUUGGUCAUCUUGCCGCUACUCUAUCUGCUGGCCAACUGGAGUGAUCAUCACAAGCGAGUCCAGGAGGCGUAUCAUAUGCGCUUUGGCGGACCCAAGUUCAGUCAUCAACGCCUUGAGAAUAGGCCACGUGAGCAGCCCAAGCUAGUGGAGGGUCUUGGUAACUUUGAGCCGAAAGAUCUGAAGCUACGUAAGGGGCCAGGAGAGAAUGGAGAUGCGCACACGUUGUCAUCGGAUAAGAAGAAUGUGGCAGAUGCCUCUGAAAUGGAGUAUGGCAUGAAUAUUGCCUGCUCCGAUGAGAUAUCGAUGCAUCGUUCGGUGCGGGAUACACGACUCGAAGAGUGUAAGCACUGGGAUUAUCCAUACGAUUUGCCCACAACCAGUGUCAUCAUUGUUUUCCACAAUGAAGGAUUCUCGGUGUUAAUGCGCACCGUGCAUUCGGUUAUUGAUCGUUCGCCCAAGCAUAUGCUGCAUGAGAUCAUCCUGGUUGAUGACUAUUCCGACAAGGAGAAUCUGCGCACUAAAUUGGACGAGUAUGUACUGCAAUUUAAUGGGCUCGUUAAGAUCAUACGCAACAAGGAGCGCGAGGGACUCAUUCGGACACGUUCUCGCGGUGCCAUGGAAGCUACAGGUGAGGUGAUUGUCUUUCUGGAUGCGCAUUGUGAGGUGAAUCUCAAUUGGCUGCCACCGCUGCUGGCGCCAAUCUAUCGUGAUCGCACAGUGAUGACGGUGCCCAUUAUUGAUGGCAUUGAUCACAAGUCGUUUGAGUAUCGUCCUGUUUAUGGCAGCGACAAUCAUUUCCGUGGCAUCUUCGAGUGGGGCAUGCUGUACAAGGAGAACGAGGUGCCACGUCGGGAGCAGCGUCGUCGUGCUCACAACUCGGAACCUUAUCGCAGUCCCACGCAUGCAGGCGGUUUGUUUGCGAUUAAUCGCGAGUACUUCCUGGAAUUGGGAGCCUAUGAUCCUGGCCUGCUUGUCUGGGGUGGCGAGAACUUUGAGUUGAGCUUCAAGAUUUGGCAAUGUGGUGGCAGCAUUGAAUGGGUGCCGUGUUCCCGUGUUGGCCAUGUCUAUCGCGGCUUUAUGCCCUAUAACUUUGGUAAGCUGGCGAGCAAAAAGAAGGGCCCACUGAUCACCAUCAAUUACAAGCGUGUGAUUGAGACCUGGUUUGACGAUACACACAAAGAAUUCUUCUACACACGCGAGCCUCUGGCUCGUUACUUGGAUAUGGGCGAUAUAAGCGAGCAGUUGGCAUUGAAGAAGCGUCUCAAUUGCAAAUCCUUUCAAUGGUUUAUGGAUAACAUUGCCUACGAUGUGGUUGACAAGUUUCCCGCACUGCCUGCUAAUCUCCAUUGGGGUGAACUGCGCUCGGUCGCCUCCGAUGGCUGCCUGGACUCGAUGGGCCACCAACCGCCUGCAAUAAUGGGUCUCUCCUAUUGUCACGGCGGUGGCAACAAUCAGCUGGUGCGUCUGAAUGCUGUUGGACAGUUGGGCGUCGGUGAACGUUGCGUCGAAGCGGAUCUUCAGGGCAUCAAGCUGGCUGUCUGCCGUCUGGGCACUGUCGAUGGACCAUGGAGCUAUAAUGAGCAUACAAAACAUCUGUUGCAUCGUGUCCACAAAAAGUGCAUGGCCCUGCAUCCAUCAACGCAACAACUCUCGCUGGGUCAAUGCGAUUCUAACGAUGGCUAUCAGAAGUGGCUCUUCAAGGAGAUACGUCCGCAUUGGUAGAGAUCACAUCAUCCAACCAGGCGUUAAAAAGCAAUAUCUAACAUGGGUUUCAAAAGGGAACGUGCACCGGGUCGGCUAAUUGGGGGACAUGUAGGGUAGGAAAAGGGGCAAUGCGUAGGGUUGUGGGUUGGUUGCCGUUUUUAGACAAAAGGAAUUUAGUAAAAAUGAAAACAAAUGGAAUUGUUGUUGGUUUUAUAACGUACAUAUAUAAAUACAUACAUUCAUAAAUUCACACUUACACACAGGUACAUAUACAUAUAUUUUAUUAUGUACGAAACGAGAAUUAAAAACGAACACAUAAAUGGGCCUAGAAAUCGGUUUAGUUAUCGUAUUUAAUAAUUGUGAUUUCAUAUGAUAUUACAAUAGAUAUUCGAAUUAAAUAAAUUCAAAAACUCAUUUGAUUAAUUUACGAUAUUGUGGUGAUAAUUGGAAUUCUCUUAAAAAUCAAAAAACAACAAAUCAAAAUGAUAUUUAUGAAACCAAGCUAUUAUUUUUCAUAAGAAAUUACAAUUGUAUUCAAAUAUUUUGUAAUUGUCUCGAUCUAAGUGUAAUGAUGUAUAUAGGCUCAGAAAUAAUAAGCUAAACCGAUUUCCCUGAUCCCUAGAACAGUAAACUGUGUAUGUACAUUUUUGUUGUGCACAACGAAAGAGUGAGAGCGUCGCACGAAAGCGUAAGAGAUGGCGCUAACAGGUGUAGAAUGUGUGCGAGCAGUGCCGCUGCGGGCCAAAGCGAAACAGCAAAUCGUGUGUGCAAUAUAUGUUAAUACAUGUAUACUAUACAUAUAAAAAGCGCCAGUUAAAA